Messenger RNA from Vespa velutina, 3220 nucleotides. RefSeq names its product homeobox protein 4. The transcript is spliced from 3 exons. NCBI's taxonomy places the organism in Eukaryota, Metazoa, Arthropoda, Insecta, Hymenoptera, Vespidae. Bases 124 to 1389 code for a protein of 421 amino acids. The record is from RefSeq and is a predicted model, not a curated record. Gene Ontology annotation, cellular component: nucleus.
CACAUAUAAUAUACCUGUUCAUAGUUGAGUACCACUGAACUACGUGAAUUACAGUUUACAACCUCGUUUUUAUUAAAUCAUUUAAUAUCUUGUCUUUGUAUAUGCUAAUUUUUAUUUUAAACAAUGAGUCUUAUAGCGUACGGUAGUAGCGACGAUAAUUCUGAAGAUGAAGAAGUUAAUUCCGGUGAAUGUAGUAAUGAUAAAAAUAAAAUCACGAUUCUAACCAAAUCUUUGAAGAAGGAUUUAUGUGUACCUUCUCCAAAAAAUAACACAGAUGUAAAAAUAAUUGUAAAUAAUGAAUCAUUAUCAAAAUUUAAUUGGAGUGUAUUGCCAAAACCAAUAAAUGUGAACACAGAGAAAAUGGAUUUGAAGGAGGAGGGUGAUAUUCCAAUGAAGAAGGAAUUAGAACAAGAGAAAAGGCCAACUAAAAAGCCAGUUAAAAUAAUGAUUCGAUCCUUAUGUGAAUUCAAAGAUUUAGAUGAAGAGGAUAAGAAGAAACAAAAUAGGAUUGCACCAAUAGAAAAAGGAUCAGGACUUUUCUCUAUCUUACCACCUCCUAAGAUACUGGAACAAAAAAGUAUCAAACCUUUAAUACCAAAUGUUGUUGUUAAGUCACAAAACGUAUCGACUACAAAAAAUAUUAUAUUACCUAGCGACAAGUUGAAAGAAUCAAAUUACGAAUCAAAUUCUGAAGAUGAAGAUGAAAGCGAUACAAAUAAAAAUAAUUAUCACGGAUCUGGCAUGGAUUUCUUUGCUUUGAAUACAGUAAAAUCUAUCACAGAUACAGAUUCUACAACGUUGGAUUUAAAGAAUACAGAAAGUAACGAUUUUGUAUCGACAUCAACAUUUUUGAAUGAAUCUAAAGCAAAAGAUAAUACAAAUGGAAAUAAUAUUGUACAUGACAAUAAUACGGAACAGUAUAUUCAAAAUUCGAAUUUGACAUUAAUAAGUAAUGUUAUAAAUUUACCGAAAGAAGAAAUAUUAAUCAAAAAUAAAGCAGAAAUUGGACCAAAAUUACCCAUUCCUGAACAAGAAUAUAACGUAGAUGCCGAAGGUAAUGUAGCAUUUGAUGAAAAAGCUAUAGAAUAUUUGUGCGGUAAGAGAGGUAUAAAGAGAAAAUGUAAGGAAAUGGAAGAAGCAAACAUAAUUGAAAUAAGUGGCGAUGAUAUUAAACCCGAUGAAAGAGAAUGGUUAGUGAAGGCAUUAACGGAAGAACCUGUACAGAGGCCUGUGUCUAUGCAAAGUAGUGGAAUUAAUUUUCAAUCAAAAAAGAAGCAUCAAAUUACAUACUUAGCACACCAAGCUAAAGCUAUGGAACUUGAAUUGAAGAAUCAAUGGUCUCUUAACAGAAUGACAAGGAAACAAACACAAUCGAAGUAUGGUUUUUAAAAACAGGUGAAAAUAUCAAAUUAUUUAUCACGAGUGCGAAUCUAUUUCUGAUAAAAUCAUCCUUCAUAAAAAGGUUAUUAUAAUAUAUAACGAUAAAAAAUAAUAUUAUAAUGUUAUAACAGGUAGUGGUAUUUUUCUAGACUAGUAUUUAAUUAUAGAAUUCGAUCGAAACAAUUUUCAAUGGAUGUGAUAUAUUUUUUUCUUCAAAAUAAUUAAUGAUGUUAAUUCUACAGAAUUCGUUCUGUGAAACUAUAUUUGUAAUAUAGUUACAUAAAGUUACAUCCAUUGAGCCGAUGUUUAUGAAAAUGGUUCAAGCCUGAGAUAUUAAAUAACAUAUUUUGUCACACACAAACACAUACACGUGUGUACGUGCGCGCGCGUUAUUUUUAAUAUUUCAAAAUUAUAUAAAAGAAUGAUGUUUCUUAAGAAUAAUUAUACUUACUUUCUUUAUUUGUCGGUAUAAAUAAAUAAAUAAUAUUUAAAUAAUUCAAAUCCAAAUGUCAAAAUAUCUCAAAAUGAAAAAUAUAUUAUUUGGUGAAUAAUAUAUUUGAUGAAUUAAUUCAUACUUAUCGGCUCAAUUAUUAUUAAAAAUUAUGUAAUAGUAAUUGUUUUAUAUUUAAUACAUCAGAUACCAUCAGACUAUAAUUAUUUUUUGCUAGUCGUUGUCGAGUAAGAUCUCCGUUUUUGAUCGAUGUCACGUAAAAUCUCGCGAAUCGAUUUGGAAUCAUUCUUAUACUUAAGUUCUAAAUAAAAUAUGAUAGUCGAUAUCGAUAAUCCAAGUAAAAGCAAAAAAAAAGCAGCUCCUAAAGGUAUUAAAGUGAGUACUCUCAAUCUUCCAUCCUUUCCAUCGUAUUCUACGAGAACUUCCCGAAGAUUAAAAUCAGCACGUCGUCGUAAAACAUCCUGCAAAUGAAAAGUAAUGAUCCCGGAUUCCCUUAAUUGUAACAUCAUCUGAAACACGAUAAAUUAAUUUUCAGAAUUGAGAUAAUGUAUUGUAAUUAUUUCGAAGUUAUAUAAAUAAAUAAUUUUGUUCGAAGUACCCCGUUUAUAGGUGAGAUGAGCCAAGGUUGAGCAACAAAAGAUGCAUAAUAUUUUCCAAUCAUUUCUUUCAUCAUCCGAUAAUUCUUUUUAAACCAAAAAAAAAAAAGACCCAAUUUAUAGAUCGCCUCAUUAAAGAUCAUUGAGUUUCGUUAAACGUUAAUGCCUUACUUUAAGAUCCAUAUUAUAAAUUUCAUCAUCGGGGAAGAAAACAGACCCAACGAAACUUCCAAUUAUAGCGAUAUUGCCUUUAACAAUAUUUUCACGGAUUUCCUCAGUUCUAAUGAGUCUAUAUGUAUUCGGCAACUGAGAUGAAUAAGGAUCCUAAACAAAACAUUCACCCUUCUGUUUCAUAAAGUUAAUUAUAAUUUUUUGUGUCGUUAGAUUUUUUAAGAAUUAAAGUAAUACGCGCGCAUGUGUAUAUGUGUGUGUACGUAUAUACGUAUAUAUCCAUUUUCUUAACGUACUUCGUAGUCGAUGAAAUCUGUGAAAGAUGGGAUCAUUUUUCUUCCCCAAACUAAUUUAGCUUCGAGAAAUUGUUUUAUCGUGUCGAUCCUACAAAAAGAAAUUUCAAUUCAAAUAAUAUUACCAAUUAGAAAUAAUGUAAUAAUUAAUUAUUUUCAAUAUAAUUCAUACCUAUUUUCAUACUCGGAGUUAGUUAAUUUAGCUGCGAGACUACUGCUAUAAGCAGUGACAAGUAUCAAUCCCAUUGUUUGCCAAAGAUAUAAUUGUAGUUUGACGCUAAUCAUAUUUUUUGGUGCCCAAGAACCCAAUAAACGACCGGUCAAUUCGA